CACAACUCAUAUACGAAUCCGGAAUUUCAAGCCUGCUGUUCGAUUUAUGUAUUAGACUGUCCUUAGCUGCACACGGAAGGUAAACAACCAGCCUUGACGAACUGAUUUUCUACAUUCGAAUUUCAGGAAUGGCGUGCUCCCUUCAAAACGAACAGCCUGGACCUCCCCCAAACGAUCUGGUGUGUAAACCUCACGGAAAGGAGGCAGUUUUCGCCUGUAAGCAGUGUGUGGAUGAACUUUGUUGUGAGGAUUGCGUAGUGACCACGCACCAAUGUCAUCCAUUCAAGAAAAUAUCAGUGCUAAUGGCUGAAAAGCGGGAAAUAAUCGCAAAUUAUAUCAAAGUAUUAGAGGAGCAAAAAAUCCCAAUGCUGCAAAAGCAAAUGGCUGCCGCUCAACAAAAGUUGGCUAAAACUGAAAAAAAUUCUGGAGAUACAAGAAGGGCAGUGCAGGAGAGAUCUACACAGCUGAAAGCUGAACUAGACAAAGUGUUAAACAGGAAUGUCCGAAGAUGCGAGGAAAUGGCGUUUGAGAACGAAUCAAAGUUAAUGGUGUACAAAGAGCACAUGGAGAACAUUCUUACCGAAUACAGACAGAAGUUGAAUAAGGUACAGCAAGUGAUCGACGAGGGCUCCAUAGAGGAAAUCAUUCACACGAAAAAUAACCUGCCAAAGCCUCCUGUGUACCCACAGUACCCCGACAUAACUCUCCCCUCAUUCACGCCUGGUGACCCCACUCAACUGAGAGAAGCCUUCGGCUCCAUUAUAAUACGCCCUUCAGAGUCAGAUGAAACUACUCGGGAUAGUAACCCGGCGUCAGUUGCUCGUGAAAUUGAGGAUAUAGAUUAAGGAAGCCUUUGACAGUGACAUCGUCAUAUACAGGGAAGGUGUGCUUUGUGAAGACGACUGUGAAAACUAUUUCAUUGUACUGUCUUUAAUUUAUAUACAUUCCAACGAAUACGUAUUUCUUCCUUUGACUAACAUUUCAACUGGUUCCUCGUUAUUUUGAUGUAGUGCUUUGUAGUUUGCUCUUACCCAGUGGUCUGCAGUGCCUGUACGCAGACCGUCUUAUUGCCUGGUUGUUUCCCAGUAAUAGGGAGAACAACUUGGUCAACUCCAGAUGGGAGAUUUCCUGUUUGAUCAACCAACGGGCUUUUAACAUCAACGCCACUGUCGGUAUGUCCUACGUGAAUGUGAGGCCUGAAAAAGCCAAAAUAGGACAAGCUGCUUACUUAUUCCACAUCUAGGAAUUCCAACAAUUGUAACUAAUUGUAUUGAUUCUAGUUUAUAUAUAGCCGUAAUUUACAAGUAUGUUUCUUGUACUUAUUUUCAUUCCUUCUGAUGCCAUGGCGGCUUCCUUUAGUUAUUUGAUUUGUUGAGGAAAAUCUAAUAUAUUCACUUAUGUUUCUUAUGAAAAAAGCUCAUUUUUCGUUUAUAUCCCUGUUUUACCUACUUGGUUCGCGUUAAUGUUAAUAUACAAAAUGUUAAUCUACUUAUUUAAACCACCAGAAGUACAGGUGUAACACUGUUUUAGCAACAACCUCUGAAUAGUUAGGAGGAUAUGUCUAUUCCCAAUGUAUCAAUCAAACAUAAACGGAACCACUAUGUUUUUAUCAGUAAUGUUAAUUUGCCAAAUCAAAAACCUGAUUAAUCAAUAUGAAAUAAGGCCAUGGAUUAAAUUAUCUCAUCAUUUAUUGAUUGACAUUCCAUGCAAAAUGUGCAACGAUUGUCAGGCCAUUUCCACAUUGAUUUAUUUAAUAUUUAUAUUAAAUUAAUAUUUAUUUUAUUGCUUAAAUAUAAUUUAAUCGCAUCUACCAUGGUGUGAAACUAGGCGAAAAUUACUUCAAAAUUUACUUUAUUUUAUCAAUAGUAUAUUUGUUAUAUUUUUAAAAGAUAAAAUGCUUGUUAAGGUGACAUGGAACAAAAUGUUCAAAGUUUGCCGUUAUGUUAUAAUGUUGAAAACAUUAAUAGACACAUUUUUCUGUGAUAUGCUAUUUGUUGUUGAUAACGAAAUUGAUUUUAUUUUAUAAUGAAUAAAAACAUUAGUGCCAUGAAAAA
Messenger RNA from Pecten maximus, 2054 nucleotides. Its product is annotated as tripartite motif-containing protein 45-like. The record is from RefSeq and is a predicted model, not a curated record. The coding region runs from base 129 to 845 and encodes 238 amino acids. Lineage: Eukaryota; Metazoa; Mollusca; Bivalvia; Pectinida; Pectinidae. The transcript has 2 exons.